AUGAGUGAUCUUUUUAAUGUGGUGUCCAGUUGGAUUGAAUUCCAUUCGUCAAGUGAGAGUAUUGCUACUGACGGUUAUAGUUUGCUUAGUUUGCUAGACUUUGCUAGUAUUCCAGCUAAUGUGUUUGCCAGCUGUUUCCCCAGACUUAAAUCUUUAUGUACGUACAAGAAAUGUCAACAGUUAUUCACAAAAAUCUUGGAGUACAAUGCUUCUAUCUAUGCACAACCAAUUCUGGAAAGACCACCUGUGAACCAAAUUGACACCUUGUUGGAUGAAGAGGUGUUCGUAGUCCUUGGAGGUAUACAGCUAGAAGGACCUGGUUAUUAUGUGCAAUCUAAGAUACAGUAUCUACACCCGGUCACAUCAGAAUGGAGUAAGUUAACGGAUCUUCCUGAGCCUAUGUUUGGACAGUGUGUCACCUUUCUAGACAAUUUUCUUUAUGUAGCUGGCGGUAGUAAUUAUCAGACACCCAUGUCUUCACAGUUGUCACAGGAGAUGCAUCGUUAUAAUAUCCAGACUGGUGAGUGGUUGUUUGUGGCUCCCAUGAUGGAAAAGCGAAUGGGGUUCAGUAUGACUGCUGUUGGUAACAAGUUAUAUGUUAUUGGUGGACUAAAUCAGAGUUGUCUGUUGGACUCCCUUGAAUGUUACGAUCCUGCAGCGAAUACAUGGAGUUAUGUUCACCACCUUGAGGAGCCACUCUUCCUUCACGCAGCUGUAGCAUAUCAAAGACAAAUUGUACCUCUCUGGAGGAAGUAG
Molecule: messenger RNA, 756 nt
Organism: Saccoglossus kowalevskii
Lineage: Eukaryota; Metazoa; Hemichordata; Enteropneusta; Harrimaniidae
Product: kelch-like protein 14-like
Source: RefSeq, a predicted model, not a curated record